CUUCGCGGCCGCCGUACUUCGUUGUUGACAACAAACAUGGCGUCCUCAAUGUCACUUCUCGGCUUGGGACGUUUAUCAGCGAUCAAUGUAACCUCUAAAAUCUUCCUGAACUCUGUCAGGUCUACAAGCACAUCAACAUCGAGGCUGGCAGAGAAACCAGGACAAGACACGCAGCUUAUUACAAUUAAUGAGAAAUUGGACAUCACGCCUGUGACAGGAGUUCCCGAAGAGCACAUCAAAACCCGUAAGGUCCACAUCUUUGUCCCGACUAAAACCGCCAUGCAGUCGGGAGCCAACAGCACCAAGAAGUGGAAGAUGGACUUUGACACUAGAGAGCGCUGGGAGAACCCGCUGAUGGGCUGGGCCUCAACUGCUGAUCCUUUGUCCAACAUGGUGCUCAGUUUCUCCUCCAAGGAAGAUGCGAUUGCUUUUGCCGAGAAAAAUGGUUGGAGCUACGACAUAACAGAGAAGAGGUCCUCAAAGCCUCGAGUGAAGUCCUACGGAGCCAACUUCUCCUGGGACAAGAGGACCAGGAGGUCCGCUAAGUAAACCAAGAGACACAUCUGUUGGUUGGCUUGACCUCCGAUUGUCCCAGAACAGACCUGUACCGCUCUCCUCAAUAAAUGCAUAAUUAUAUAUAUGUCUGAACCAAA
This is a messenger RNA of Stegastes partitus (bicolor damselfish), 653 nucleotides long. RefSeq names its product NADH:ubiquinone oxidoreductase subunit S4 (gene ndufs4). Gene Ontology annotation, biological process: electron transport chain. Lineage: Eukaryota; Metazoa; Chordata; Actinopteri; Pomacentridae. The record is from RefSeq and is a predicted model, not a curated record. The transcript is spliced from 5 exons. The coding region runs from base 37 to 549 and encodes 170 amino acids. Gene Ontology annotation, cellular component: respiratory chain complex I.